This is a messenger RNA of Colletotrichum spaethianum, 585 nucleotides long. RefSeq names its product kinesin-like protein KLP2. Gene Ontology annotation, biological process: microtubule-based movement. NCBI's taxonomy places the organism in Eukaryota, Fungi, Ascomycota, Sordariomycetes, Glomerellales, Glomerellaceae. The record is from RefSeq and is a predicted model, not a curated record. Gene Ontology annotation, molecular function: microtubule motor activity; ATP binding; microtubule binding. Bases 1 to 585 code for a protein of 194 amino acids. The transcript has 2 exons.
AUGGACGAGUAUCACAUCAAACACACUCCCUGGUACCAGGCCUCCGUCGAAGCUUUUAUCGCCAAGGCGAUGAAACAGGACCUUACUCGUCCCGAUGACCCGAACAGCACAUCCAACCCAGAUAUGGUCGUUGCAGCCCGACUGCGACCGGUUUUGGAGGAUGAAGUGGCUGCUGGUCUCAUCCGGAGCGUAUUUCCCCGGAAGAGCGGAAACGGUGCCAUCGACAUACACCAAAUUCGCAAGCACAUCAAGCCGCUUGGGCCACCAACACUGAUUUCUACAUCAGUCCGCCUCGACCGAGCUUACGGCCCGGAAGACACCUCCGAGCAGAUUUAUCAAGACUUGGUGCAGCCGCUGGUCCCCUGGGCAUGGGGUGGCGGAGUUAGUACAAUGUUCGCCUACGGCCAAACAGGCUCCGGCAAGACCUUCACUGUCAGCGCCAUCGAGAAGCUGGUCGCCCAGUCACUUAUGAGCAAAGAUCUUGAGGGUGAGCGCAAAGUGUAUGCGUGCAUUAUCGAGCUAGCGGGCAAUUCCUCUUUUGGUAAGCCUAUCGAAUUUGGUCUGGCGAGAAGCAACCUGAGCUGA